Messenger RNA from Papilio polytes (common Mormon), 1569 nucleotides. Its product is annotated as carbohydrate sulfotransferase 11. Lineage: Eukaryota; Metazoa; Arthropoda; Insecta; Lepidoptera; Papilionidae. Gene Ontology annotation, biological process: carbohydrate biosynthetic process. Gene Ontology annotation, cellular component: membrane. The record is from RefSeq and is a predicted model, not a curated record. The transcript has 3 exons. Gene Ontology annotation, molecular function: sulfotransferase activity. The coding region runs from base 195 to 1343 and encodes 382 amino acids.
CGUAGCGAGAUAGAAAAUCAUUAAGUUCGCUCAUGCUCAGUCCGCACCAUCUCAGAGAUGCUGCGUGAAAUUGCUCCUGCCAAAACAAUACCCAAUAUCCUAUCGCUUGCUUAUAAACGCAUAAAUGCGUUUAUAAACUUAUUUAACACGUGUGUUACAAAUUUCACCCCUUCCUUCCCACAUGUUGCUUUAUAAUGUUAUUUUCUAUAAAACGUGUUCGAGCCAAAGUGAAGUCGAAAGUUUUCUAUUGUUUGAGAUGCGGCGCGAAAACAGCCGCCUUCUUGUUUUGGGCGACUCUCUACUUGAUUGUAAUGAGACUGACUGUGUUCAAGAGUGGAGAAAGCAAACAAGUGAAGGACUGGUCCAUGAUACCUGACAAUUACACUAAGUGGCUGAUACAAGGCCCAGUUUUAGGCGAGGAUACUCCGGAGGAUUUGGCAAACAAUUUAUUAGAACCCGACAAUGUGACGGUUUCCGAAUUAGAAACGCGAGCCGCCAAAGUCCAAGAUGUCUGUCGCGAUCGCACUCUCGACUCACAAACGAUCAACAACAAAGAGUUCUUCGUGGACCACGCACAUAACCUCGUGUGGUGCAAUAUUUUCAAAGCUGCAAGCUCUUCGUGGUUAUACAAUUUCAAUAUUUUAGGUGGUUACGACAAAAAGUUUCUGGCACGAACGCGACACACGCCUCUGACGUUAGCACGGAGGAAAUUCCCUCGGCCCAGUGAAGAGGAACUGAGAGAUACCAUCACUACACCCGGGGUUAUAUCUCUGUUAGUUGUACGAGAGCCAUUCGUUAGACUGCUAUCAGCUUACCGCGACAAAUUGGAAUACAUCUCGCCUCCUUUUUAUAGAAAACUAGCCAAAGCUAUCGUAGCAGAACACAGAGAGGAAGCGAUUAAAGUUUUAGGACCGAUCAAGAGUUCUGGGCCUACAUUUUACGAAUUUGUAGCUUACUUAAUAGCAAAGUAUAAGGCACAAGGCCCUAAGAUGGUCUACGACGAACACUGGGCGCCGUAUUACCAAUUCUGUUCGCCGUGUGCUGUCAAUUUCACGGUAAUAGCUAAAGUUGAGACUCUAUCCAGAGACUCGGCGUACGUGAUACAACAACUGGGGCUAGGUCAAGUCUUGGAAAAGAGGGUAAGAGAUCGCAGAACGAGACUCCGAACUGUGAUGAAUAAAUCACGAGAUGGUAAGAAUACUUCGGCCUUGCUUAGACAUUAUUUUGGACAAUUAGACGAAAGUAUGCUUAAUGAGUUGUUACGUAUAUAUGGUUUAGAUUUCGAAAUGUUUGGAUAUGAAACAAAUGUUUAUAAACGUUACGUAAGACACAGAAAUAUUUAAAUUUUCGAUAUAUAGUGCCAAUACAAAUGUUAAAUAGAAAGUACUAUAUAGAAUGUCCUUACUCUUUUUCUGGGAAUUCAUACAAGAGAUAGAGAACGACUUUAGAAAGCCUAAUAAAUCCAACCGUAGAUUUUUAAACAGGUAAAUUUGAAAGGUAAUUUUUCCAAAUGUUUGCACAUCACUGAAUUUCUAUAUUAUACCUUAAAUACUUCUUCAAUAAAAUUGA